Molecule: messenger RNA, 1268 nt
Organism: Colletes gigas
Lineage: Eukaryota; Metazoa; Arthropoda; Insecta; Hymenoptera; Colletidae
Exons: 3
Coding region: 11-601 (196 amino acids)
Source: RefSeq, a predicted model, not a curated record
AAAAUGCGUGAUGCAAUCUAAAUCUACCACCACCGUCAGCAACGAAGACACCGUCGAUGAGUUGAUGGAAGAGUCCAUUUUCGAACAGAUAUGCGACACGAUAUUCGUCCUGAUCCCCGAAGUUCCGCGACUGAAGCAGCUGUUUCUAAGCUGGAGCCAGCUAUGCAGGGAAGAUAGAAUACAGCUAGACGCUAAAGUAGGGAAUUGGUGUUGCCCCAACAGAAGACAGCUUUACAAACCACUGCAGGAAGCUUUGGUCCGUUGGGAAACUGUACAAGACACUCAAGGGGCUCCAGGCUGCGAGCCUGGUAUGGUUUCGUUUUCGUGCGACCCACAACUCGAGGAAGAGCUCGUCAGUGUGAUUUGCAGUCUAGAGCUGUUGUUCCUAAAGAAUCGUAGAGGCAGAGACUUCGACGUGGACUACGAAGUAAAUCGUUCCACGGACAUCAUGAGGGAAGUGUCGCUGAACCUGAAUUGCGACAGCAAUUUGCACUCGAUCCUCAGCCCCAAGGAUAGAACGCCACACUCGGUUCACAGCUGCAGCUACAUCGCGGAUUUCAAGAGAUCCGACGACGAGCUCAGCGGCUACCUGACCAAUUGAACAUCGAAAAUCGACCCGAAUAACAAAGGAAACUUUCGUUGCAAAUUUAUUGCGCAAAAUUAGCGCGACGGGGCCCGAGAAAUCGCUCAAAGUCAUUGAAUUGUUCACGGUUCUUUUCCACGCGAGCCCCUUCGCGCUGUUUCGAACGAAUUCGUCGUGCUAGCAUGACCGAUUCGCGGCAAUGAAAUUGUAGCGACGUGCAAGAACCAUGAUUUUACCGCAAAACAGCUGGUUCAGGUCGAGUUAUUGAAAACAAGUUUUUUUAAAAAUGGAAAAAAUUUAAACCUUUAACAAAGUUAUAAACUGUAUGUGAAAGGUGUCUUAGAGGAAAAAUAGAAACAUAUGUAAUAUCCAGAAAUGAUAAUUAUUUCAGGUUUGGAUUCUAUACUCGUCCACAAAAUUAGAGAUUUUCCACUGAAUAAUUUGUUACCCUUCGUGUGACAAAAUUAGGAUUGCUAGUUUGUAGCUAUUUUUAUGUCGAGCAGAAUGAGUCCAAACACGACCUAGUUCGGGCUAUUUUUAAUUAUUUGUUAUCCAAGUAAUUUUUCCAAAAUUGUCAACAACGUAUAAUUGUAAAUGAUCCGAAUAGGGUCGUGUUUGUACUCGUUCUUCUCGUGAUAACCUCGUCAAUCCAUCGAUGACAUUUUAAAGAUAAAAUAGGAAGUAA